Molecule: messenger RNA, 675 nt
Organism: Thelazia callipaeda (thelaziosis nematode)
Lineage: Eukaryota; Metazoa; Nematoda; Chromadorea; Rhabditida; Thelaziidae
Source: the annotation of a GenBank genome assembly
AUGGCACAGAGUUUUGGGGAUGCUGCAAUUGAUAUAGAAUUAGUUAAUCAAGAGAGUGGAGAAAUUGCUGGUUCAACAUCAAAAUCAAAUCGUCCCGCUGUUGAGCCUAAUCUGAACAGUGAAUUCGACACAUUAGAUGAACCUGUUUGGGACACCGUUAGACGAGAUUUGGUUGCUAUCAGUGCUAAAUUUGCACAAGUUUUAGUGCCCAAAAGUAACAGACAGUUAUUACGAGACUGGGAUCUUUGGGGACCGCUAUUUAUUUGUGUGUGUAUUUCUUUGAUGUUGCAAGGAGGUAGAAGUGGGAAGGGCCCUCAUUUUACAGAAGUGUUUAUAUUGACUUUCUUUGGUUCAUGCGUUGUCACUUUGAAUUCAAAGCUGCUCGGAGGCAAAAUAUCAUUUUUUCAAACACUGUGCGUUCUUGGUUAUUGUUUGCUGCCUCCAGGUUUAGCAGCGAUUGUGUGCAAAUUUAUUGAAGCAUCUGUCGAGCCGACAACAUUUUUUUUCGCAUUACGUUUAUUGAUCACUGGGGCAGGUUUCAUGUGGGCAACUUAUGCAUCGAUGGCAUUCUUGUCUAACUCUCAACCGGAAAAGAGAAAAGUGCUUGCUAUUUAUCCAAUUUUCUUGUUUUAUUUUGUUGUUAGUUGGAUGAUUAUCUCACAUUCUAGUUUUUGA